Molecule: messenger RNA, 777 nt
Organism: Miscanthus lutarioriparius
Lineage: Eukaryota; Viridiplantae; Streptophyta; Magnoliopsida; Poales; Poaceae
Source: the annotation of a GenBank genome assembly
AUGGCUCUGGUUCCAUCCUCGCUGCUGCUCUUCCUAGUCUCGUCGUCGGUGUGGGUGGCCUUAUCCUUACCAUUGCCGGUGGCAGCAGCACAGGGGCAAGGAGAGCACUGCCUGCCGUUUUCAUGCGGCGACGUGACCAUCUCCUUCCCGUUUGGGCUCAUCCCGGAUGGCGCCGGGCAGACCAACUGCGGCGGCGGGAUUGGGUUCCAGCUUCGUUGCCAUAACAACAUCCCAUACCUCGGGUCCUAUCAGAGCGAGCACGACAUGCAGAUCCUCAGCAUCUUCUACCACAACCACUCCUUGCUCAUCGCCGAUAGACACUGGCCUGCAUAUUUCAAUAUUAGUAACACUGGAAGAUGCCACACCUUCCCGACCAGCACCUCGUCCCGUCUUGCUCCUCCGUUCUCGAUCAGCUCCGUCAAUCAGAACCUCACCUUCUACAACUGCAAUAAGCCGCCGCCGUCGUCGCCUGGUGUGGACCUCGUGGAGACGGUGUGCCACAAGGCCCACAACAUCACGUUUGUUCGUGCCGCAGAUGGGCGUCCCGACGAGUCAGCAGGCAGCUACUUCUUGGAAGGCUGCACCGCUGCCAUGGUGGCGGUGCUUGGAGUGCCUGGCAAGGUGAACGCUAGCAACUAUGAGCAACUCGUCUGGGACGGCUUCCUCGCGACAUGGCAGUGGAUGCCGCCGCCGUCACCGUCAGGUAACUUCACUCUUGGAACUUCUUUGAACGAACACACUCUUGGAACUAGUAGCUUCGAAUCAGGGCUGAGAUAG